Molecule: messenger RNA, 1332 nt
Organism: Gekko japonicus
Lineage: Eukaryota; Metazoa; Chordata; Lepidosauria; Squamata; Gekkonidae
Exons: 6
Coding region: 62-910 (282 amino acids)
Source: RefSeq, a predicted model, not a curated record
CAGUGGAAGAAUCCGGGAACUAACAUAUCAGGCAAGAGGCGUAAGCAAUCAUCUCUCGACGAUGGAUCCCACAACCUGCCAGCAGCCACCCCUGGUGCUUCCCUCCAGCCACCCCUUGCCCUGCUCCCUUCUAAGUCGAGCUGUGAGCUGGAGCCAGAGCAGGGCCUCUGAGUGGCAGCAGGAAGUGCCACGCAGAAUACCACGGAUGCGGCAAAACCACAUGCUGGUGAAGGCCAUUGGUACACAGCGGUCCCGCUGCCGGCCUGCAUCCCUUGCUUUCAAACGGCACCUGGAGAACCGAGACCAGGAACCAGGUUCUAAGCACUUCCUCUCAGAGGACAAGAUGGCUGCCCGCUUUAACUCCCUCAGCCUGGACAAUGAUCACAUGUACGGUUCCAAUGGCUUCCCAGUCCAAGAGGAAGAUCCCAAGUGGCAGCAGGCCUACGCACGACUCAAAGAACUGCAGCGCAGGCUGUCCCAAGAUAGUGUAAAUGAAGAAUCCAGUUCGACGGAAGAGGAAAAUGACUGUGGCGACGUAGUUGUGGAUGGGGAAUUCAUUAUGCCGGACUGCCCCCUGCUGACGCUUCCUUCCCUCUUCCAGGGGUCACUUGGAGAGGUCAGCCUUAUACCUGAAGAGGAACCCUUGCACCGAAGUUGUCCUGUGGAGCCCUCCUGGAAACUCCGUGGUGCCCACCAUCCGGACACUGAUGGCAACCCCGUCUUCUUUGGGCGCUUCCGCACAACUUCAGCAGGAAGUGGGGGUGACACAAGAAGAGAUGGAAAUAUGAGCUUCCAUCCCUCAUUGCAGCAACACACUGAUUUCUUACUGGCUGGCCUGUCAAGACUUUCAGCAAAUGGCACUAUUAUCCAGCCUUAUAAGUUUUACCAGAGACAUUUUACUCCAGUUUAGCAAUACUGAACAUUUUCGAGUAGACUGCAAUAGUUGGAUCCUCUUCCAGAUGUAAAUUGUGGGCAACCGUUUGUUCUUUUUCUCUGAUAGGAAUCUAAGGGUAAGGUGAAGCAACCAACUCAUGGCGACCCUACGAAGUUCCUCCUCAUGGGGUCCUCAGGGCAAGAGAUCAGAGGAGGUGGUUUCUCGCUGUCUUCCUUGUUGGUCUCCCAUCCAAGUACCAACCCUGCUUCAUGUCCAAACUCUGAUGAGGUUGGGCUACUAGGGCCGGUAAUUGACAAGAGGGUGCCCAAAGGUGCUUAGGUCUUAAUGUGCCACCCCACAUCCCAUUUUAUCCUUGUAAUCCCCCCCUAUAGAUUUAGGUUGAGAUACGGCAACUGGACUACCAAUAAAAACAGCCUUUCAAUCCCAUCCCCAGAGUG